AUGGCAAUUGAUGAACCUAGCAUUACUUGUUGUAAACAAGCACAAUGUUCAAGUACACACUUUUGCAAUAUUAGACAACGUGUUUGUAUGCUCAAAUAUGCUGUCAACAGUACAUGUGAACGUGAUUUAGAAUGUUCUGAUGGCAAAUGUUAUGAUUAUAUAUGUCGUCAAUCAUGUGAAUCCGAUGAUGAUUGUUCUUUAACCAAAGAAUAUUGCACUGUAAACAAGUAUUGUAAUGCUAAAUACUGUGGUAUGUGUCUACGAGAUGCACAAUGUGCUAAUAAUCUUUGUGAAUAUUUUCAUUGUACAUCAGAUGAUUGUACUAGAGCAUUAGACAUUCUUUUUAAACAAUCAUAA
Messenger RNA from Rotaria sordida, 357 nucleotides. NCBI's taxonomy places the organism in Eukaryota, Metazoa, Rotifera, Eurotatoria, Philodinida, Philodinidae. The record is from the annotation of a GenBank genome assembly.